Messenger RNA from Cloeon dipterum, 1850 nucleotides. RefSeq names its product methionine sulfoxide reductase SelR (gene SelR). Lineage: Eukaryota; Metazoa; Arthropoda; Insecta; Ephemeroptera; Baetidae. Bases 204 to 830 code for a protein of 208 amino acids. Gene Ontology annotation, cellular component: cytoplasm. Gene Ontology annotation, biological process: response to oxidative stress; protein repair. The transcript has 4 exons. Gene Ontology annotation, molecular function: peptide-methionine (R)-S-oxide reductase activity. The record is from RefSeq and is a predicted model, not a curated record.
GUUCAUUGAAUCCAGCUUAUUGCGUAAUUCGCCCGAUUUCCCUUUAUCAAACUUUUUGGCGGGCGCGAUAAAAGUCAAGCGGUGCGGUCGCGUGUCUUUUCGCCGGCUGUUCGGCGGCUCUUCCCUCCCGGAAAGGCAAAGUUUUAAACCUUCGUUCCAAGUUCAUUCGCCGCUCGCAACCUUUUUCAUUAUUUUUAUUUGGUAUGCUGCGCGUAACCUUCAAACUGCUGACAUUGCGUAACACAGUCACCUGCCGCUCAUUGUCAGCCGCGAUUUCGACCAGCAUAGCCCGGCGGAAAACCCUUGCGAUUUCGCCCUUUACGACUGUAAUGGGCAACCAGCAGGCAUCUGUCAAUGUAAACCAAGCCCGCGGAAUGGCUUCGGAAAAUGAGGUCUUUUCCAAGGAAGAGCUCAAGAAGAGGCUUACUCCGAUGCAGUACCAUGUCACCCAGGAAAGGGGGACCGAGAGGGCUUUCACUGGCAAGUACAACAAAAACAGCGAGGGUGGCACCUACUACUGCGUCGUCUGCCACGAAGCUUUGUUCUCUUCGGAGACAAAGUUUGAGUCUGGCUGCGGCUGGCCGGCGUUCAACGACGUCAUCGACUCCGCAAAGGUCAAACUGACGAAAGACACCUCGCACGUCGGUGCCAAUCUGCUGCUUCUCAUCGCCAAUCCAGGCAUGGUGCGCACCGAAGUCAGCUGCCUCAAGUGCAACGCCCACCUCGGACACGUGUUCGGCGACGGGCCGCGGCCGACCGGAAAGCGCUUCUGCAUCAACUCGGCGUCGCUCGACUUCAAGAGCUUCGCCGACCAGAAGCUGGACUCGUGAAUCAAUCAAUCGAUCGAUGGAAUCAGCGGGCAGUCCGGUUUCCGCGAGGCCACACGCUUCCUGCCGCCAUCUUUGCGCAGCGGAGACGAGGACUGCCCGCUGAUAAAAAAAUGGCUGCAUCGCUGAUUCCGAGCUGCAUUCCAUUACACGAUGCUAAUUUUGUAAUUACGUCCCUGAAAUUUUUGUACUACACACUGCUCAAGGAUAAUCAAAAAUCAGGAGUGCGCGGGAUCGGCAAUGCAGCAAUCAAGAAUGAGCGGGAGGGAGCUUUUAACGUACUUAACUAACUCUGCAAUUAACUGAGAUGGCGAUAUACACACACUUUGACAACGUUUUGUAAUGUAACGCUAGUCACGAUUUACGAUAUAUUUUAAAUGUACAGUUGCGAGAUGAUGUGUGGCUUGAUUAGCUAGACCGAGAAAGGCCUGUGCUUUUGAUGAAAACGGAACGAUUUCCAAGGCCGGUGGAGUGCGAUUGUAAUGGAUUAUCAAAUUCAAUUUUUUCAUUUAGUUCCAGAAUCUUUAAGAAGCUUUGAAGUUCGAUUUUACUGUUCUGUAACCGCAGUUUUAACAUGAUUAAUAGUAGCCGGCUCUCUUUUGCGCCUUAUUUAUGUUUUUUAAUGUCGUAAGUGUCCUGUUCCUAAACAAGCACAAAUUGUUAUUAGCACUAGAGUAUCAAACCGACUAUUUAUACACAUUUUGUCAAGUCCUUGCCAACUUUAAUAACGUGUAAUCUUGCUUUGUGAUGGUAAUUUAUUCUGGAUGAAGUGAUACUUUUAAACUGUAAGUGUGGUAAUCGGAUAUUGUCUCGUUACUUGCACAAACACUAAAAUAUAAUACUACUCGAAAACAUGCAAUGUAAGUUCGAAAAAAGCCUGUUCAUGCAAAACUGAAUCAAUCCGGAUCAAACUGAUGCUAAUAUAUACUUAUUAUUGGAAAGUAAAAAAAACUGUAUUGCAGAGAUGAUCUGAUCAUAUAUUUUUAACCUUGAAUUAAAAAGUCUCACGAUUUUCUUAAUGAA